Histoplasma mississippiense is the source of this 789-nucleotide messenger RNA. RefSeq lists its product with no specific name. The transcript has 5 exons. Bases 1 to 789 code for a protein of 262 amino acids. The record is from RefSeq and is a predicted model, not a curated record. Lineage: Eukaryota; Fungi; Ascomycota; Eurotiomycetes; Onygenales; Ajellomycetaceae.
AUGCCGCCCGUGAAUCGAGGUCUUCAUUUCGACGGUAUCGAAUCUCUCCCACGCCUCAAACUUGGUGCACGAGUUGCUCGUAAGAUGUUGCUUGAAGCCCACAAGUGGACAGGCAAGGAAGCUCUUAAUGGUGUUAUUAUCGAUGUCGUUGUUGAGCCGGAGCGAAUGUUCGAUAUUGCCAUGGAGCUAGCAGAGAAAUGGGCGCCGAAAACGAAGAUGGGAAAUGGCAACUACAAAACAUGGAACAUACAUCAGCGACGCGCUGGCCGGAUUCGUCAUCAGCCAACACAGACAAAUCAUCACCUGGGACACGUAGGGAAGGUCAAGAAUCUCGCGUUCAAUAUCGAGGGCGGAGAUUUUAUAGCCGCCCAUUUUAAUAAUGUCAAUAGAAGCGUGGCCGAGGAUAAAAUAGUUGCCUCCUUCGCGGCGGGCAAUAUCACCAGUUUUAUAAGGCCAUCUGCAUCAUGGGCCUUGGCUGUGGCGACCUCGUCGAAAAGGCCAAAAUGGUCAGCGACUGCUCCUGAGGUGUCGUGGAGAUAUGCUCUCAUCAUCACUGCUCCCUUCGGAGGGCCGGUCGUUCCGGAUGUGAAAAUAACCACGCCUGCGCCAUUGCCAUCGAGAUAUUUCGAAAGACUCGACCAAAGUACAUUCUGUCCAGCAAGCAUGUCACUGAGAAACUCAAAGGGUGAAGUCUGGAGGCCGGCAAUGAAGAUAGCCGAGCGCUGGCUAAGUGUCCCAUCAUCAGCCGUGCCAACACCCAGCUCAAAUGACAUUAUGGCUAUCCUUUGA